AUGCCACCUAGUCCAGAACUCGACAAAGUCUUGGUAGAUUUGUGCCACCAAGGCUUAACAAGAGUUCAAAUGUUAGAAUAUCUCAAUACGGAAACCAAACACACUAUGAAACUUCGAACUCUUGCACAACACUUGCAACACCUUAAUUUAAGUACUAUGCAAGCUCAACUCACUGAAGGCAAGAAAGAAAAGUGCCUGCAACUCAUGAAGUUCUACCAUACUAGACGUUGGCAACAAAAAGAAGUUGAAGCAGCUGAGAAGCUACUUCAACGCAAGCAAGCUGGUGACAAGAAUGCUGGCUUCCAGCAAAUGGCUCAUGUCAUGGCCACUGCUGAAUCAAUACGCUGGUAUACUGAGGACCUUGACAUCAACUCAGUUUGGACUUUAUUUCAAGAGUUGCUUUGGGUUGUGAUUCCGAUGGAAUUAGACCUUGAUGAUAUCAAAGCUGGAGGGGAUCCUCAAGAACUUUACCCCAUGGUAGAUUUGAAUGAUGAGGAUGAAAGUGAAAUGGAAAAUGGAACUGGUCUAUCAGAUGAUGAAUUUUAUUAUGAAGACGAAUUUGUAGAUGAGGACGCACCAGAUGCAGAUGAAGAAUAUUUUUAUGAUUCUGAGUGA
This is a messenger RNA of Melampsora larici-populina 98AG31, 615 nucleotides long. RefSeq lists its product as uncharacterized. The transcript has 3 exons. The record is from RefSeq and is a predicted model, not a curated record. The coding region runs from base 1 to 615 and encodes 204 amino acids. Lineage: Eukaryota; Fungi; Basidiomycota; Pucciniomycetes; Pucciniales; Melampsoraceae.